CUCCGCCACCGCACACCGGCACCGGAGGCUCUUAACAAAUAUCAAUUCGCUAAACAAUCCGCUUGGAACACACUUAGUUCUUAGUUAUAAGGUUAUUUUGUGGUAUAUAUACGGUCUGGUUUUAUGGUAAGAUAACGAAUAUUUUCCGCUAAAAUACGGUUCGGAUGAAAUAUUUUCGGACAAUAUUCGGUUUUUGGAAGAUUAUUUUCUACUUAAAUAGAAUUCGGAUAAUAUACUUUCGACUAAUUUAGUUUUUGGUUGAAAUAUUUUCGACCAUCUUAAUUUUCGUAUUUAUUACUUUUCGGAUGAAAUAUGUUUUUAUUGAAAUAUUUUUCGGAUAAAAUAUUUUCGGACAUAUGGCCCCAAUUAAAAUGGUAAGAUAUAGCAAAGAGAAAGUCCUAUGCAUAGUUAUUGCCUUAUUGGAAAUAAUUGUUUUUUAAUCUACCACCGAGGCGCUGAAUGCUGAUAGUCGCGGUAGCUCACAAGUAGUCAGAAUAUUGCAUUCAAUGAGUGGUUUUUGUCGUACCGGACGGUCCAUGCCAACUGCUAAAUAGCGUACCUAACUAUAAAUCCUUUUGACGCUCGGACGCAUUCGUAUAAUUCGUAAUUCGUCCACGUACGCAAAAUUCACCUGACAAUAUGCGAACCAAAUGCACCUGGACCGGCAUAAGGCUAAUUGCGAAACAUUUCCAUUCCUCCGCCAACAGGUAAUUUAUCGUUUUUGCAAUGUGAAAAUUAAAACAAAUCUGAUCGAUAGUUCAGGAUGAGACAAAUCCUUGUUGGUUUUUAACAUUGAACUAAGAAAAAAUCAUACAUAAUAUUACUCAAUAUAAUACCAAAGUCUUUUAGAUCCUUUAAGUCCUUAAGCCUAUAAGAAAGUUUAAUUUAAAUUAUAAGCCAUACAUGUUGAUAUUUUAUAAAAAUCAUGGUAUGAUUAAAAAUCAGUUAAAAAUAGUUUUUGUGUUUUAAACAUAGGUAAUGCAAUCCAUUAUUUUUCUAUUAUUGUAAAUUUGGAUAAUAAUAUUAUUGUAACGAGUAAACAAUUCUGAGUGAAGUUUUAAAUUCAAAUUUGAACGCUCCCAUUUUUAUCCCAUUAGAUGGUUUAAAAUUGUAGUAAUUUUCACAGAUAUUUAGUGUCAUACAUAGGAUUUCACUUCAUAUAGUGGCUAUAAGAUCAGAAACAAAAAAAUUCCUCUAUUCAGUUAUAUUAUCUCAACAUAGGUAUUAUACCUACUUCAUAGUUUCAAUCAAUACCGAAAUUAAUUCUUACUUAUCGUUGUACCAAUGAUAAUUUCGGUGGUGGAGUAAACAUACAAAGCUUAUUUAUCUAUAAAUAUGCCAAUUUAAAAAUAAAUAAUAUAAAUUGAUUUUUGAGUUUAAUGUAAAAAUUAGAUGUUUUUUAUGAUUUUGUAUGAUACUUUUUUGUUUUUCAAAAAACACUACCUACUACUACCUACAGUACCUACUCAAUAAGAUUUUUUCUUAAUUCAAUGCACAAAAUCUAAAAAUUUUAUUAAAGUUCUUACGAUUGAAUUAGAUUAAUAUGUUCUUAAUUUCUAAUUUAAAGUACUCUCAAAAGAAAAUAUAGAUAGAUAUAAUUGUUCUAGUAGGGUAGAUUAGGUCUUUAGAUAGGUUUAUAAUUUUGAAUUUUAAGAUAAUUUACAAUGUUUUCACUACCUACCACUGCUAAAAAUAAUAAUCAAUUCACCAAUUUGUUUAUGAAAAAUUAUUUCGUUAAUGAUUUUUGUAAACUUCUUAUUAACUUUUUGUAGAAACUUAAUGAUUCAUCAUUAGUAAAUAUUUGUAAUACUAAAAUUCUGUUUUAGAAUAAUUUAUAAAACGGUUAUAUUGGAUUUUGUAUAAAUAAUUUUUUAUUUUUAGUUUUAAUAAAAUAUACGGUAAAAAUUGAAAAUUAAAAAUAUUAAACAGAAAAAAGAUAUUUCAUUUUUUGAAUCUUUGAGAGUCAUCUUUUAUAACUAUUGAAAAUGGUUUAUCAUUAUAGAUAGAUAAACCAUUUUUGACGAUUCACAGUAUUAUGAAUGUAUCCUUUUAAAUGACUUUUAAUUUUUUUAAUCAUAAUGAGAUUUUUAAUGAUCAAUUCCUAAAUUUCAUAUUAAUUAGUUUUUCAUUAUGCUAUGGUUUAAAUUGCAAGAUUAUUAAACCAGUAAAGAUAAUGGUAGGUAGGUUUAAUAAAUUAUAUCAAUGAGUCAUACUAAAUCAAUGCUAUUUGUGAGACAAAUAAGUAUCCGUUGUAUUUAUAAUAAUUUGAUAUUUCAUAUAAGUUGAUUAUUUUUGUCAUAUUUGACUGAUAAUAACUGUGUAGGUACAUCUUUAUCUUAUUCUUGUUACAAAAUAUAAGGAUAUUAUCUGAAUAUAAUAUGUUACAUACAUAUUUAAAUUGUACGUUAAUACGUUAAUCAUUAUCAACUAUUUAUUUUUGGGAAUAAAAGAUUACACUUUUUAAGGAUAGUAAAAACUGUCUCCUUACCUAGUGUUUCUCAACCUUGUUACUGCCGCGACCCCUAUAUGAAUAUUACAUUUUUUAGUGACUCCUAAAUAUAUAUUUUAUGCACGUAGACCCAAUAUUUUAUAUUUUCAGCAACUCUAAAUAAUUAUUUAUUUAUCCCAGAUCGAGAAAUACUGCUACCUAACCUAUCCUCUAGAUAAUUUUAAAGAGUUUUCAUUUUAUGAGAAAUUAAAAAAGAUAUGUAUUGUUUUUCAGCUUAAAAUUAAGUUGCAUAUAAUAUUCAAUCAUGUUAAGAUAAAUAUUUAUUUGUAGGUUAUAUUUUCGACAAAUUACAACAUCCGUUGAAUUUAAUAUAAAAUUAAAAUGCAUUUUUAAAAGAAUCAAAUCAAUAUUGAAAUAAUUUGUAUCGUUUAUUCCUAUGUUGAUUAAAUUAUUUUUUACUUUGGUUUUCAAUAUUAAAAUUAUAUUAUUGAAGUAAGUUUGUAAAAAGAUAAUAAAAUUGUACUGAAAUAAUAAUUAAUUCAGGUGGAUUAGAGGUAUAAUAAUAGUUUUUAAUGAGUAUCACUAACAGUUUAAUAUAUUUUGUCUACAUUUAAAGUUCACCUUACAAUGGACACACUAGUUUUUUUUUUAUCACAUUUAUUUUUAACUAAUUGCCACUAGUUAACAUUUUAAAUAUGCUGCAUUUAAAUACAUUAAUUACUUUCUAUUAAAAAUAUAUUAACUGUUUUUUGAAUUUUGAAUUUAAUCAUUUUAUUUUUUAUAAUACUUUUAAAUUCAAAACUCCAAGUAAUUUCUUUAUUGGAAAGUAUUUGUGUUGAUGAAUAUUUGAUUAUGUUCAUUGAAAAAAAAGAAAGUGUCUUAUAUUACAUAAAACAGCGUGAAGUUAUCUGUGUAUACUCGUUUGUUAAUUAUACAUGAUAUACCAACCAAUACUUUAUGAAUAGAUGUUUUAAUUAAAUUUAUUUUAUUGACAAUAAAUUAUAGGUUAAUGUAUAGUAGUUCAAAAUACAAUUAUUGUUGAUUAUAUAGGUAGUAUAUUAUAUAAUUUUUUUAUCCUUUUAGUAUUACUUAUUGAUAAUUUUUUACAUUAUAUGAGUGUUUUAAAAUUGAAUAGUAUAUGUUUUACUUAGAAUGAAAAAUAUUUUAAUUUUACACAAAUACUUAGCCAUGGUAAAGUAAAUGACCUCUACUGAUAAAAUGUGGAACUUAAUAAAUGACUUAUCUGGCAUUUAAAGUUUGUAAUUUGUGACCUACUGGUUACUUAUUAUUAACUAUAGUUUUUUUAAUCAUACAUUGAGAUAUAUAUCUGUAAUAUAUAUAUAUAUACACUUACAUUUAAUGUGGUUUAUUUGAUGAUAAAAAUAAUAGAUAAAUUGUGUAUUAAAUAUAAGAACCAAUCGUGACAGUACAGCUUAUAACAGAUUGUAUACUAAUAUUUAGAAUAUGAACUGUUUUUAAAUUAUUUAGAUGAUUUUGAUAAAAUGUGAAUUUUAUCUAACUAAAAAUUGAGAUAACAUUUUUAUUUUAUAAAUCGUACAUACCUAAAUAAAGGUGAUUUUUGGGGAAUAAACCAGUGUUUCAUUUAUGUGGAUACACUCAUUGUCUCGGAAUAUAUUAAAUUUUUUCUGAAUUUAUUUUGUAGAACAUUUAAAAAUCAAGCAGCUCUACAAUUUUAUAUUUAUGUUAUUUUUUAUCACCUUUAUUUUUGGGGCUAAAACCACUACUUACUUUUGAAUUUCAAAAGGCAAAUCAAUGUAGUCAUUCGCUUGCUGCACUCACUUCGACAAUUUUAAUCGAAAAAAACCCUCGAUUUGUUGUGCUAAACCAUGUCGAGUAAGUAAUAAGGAAAAUUAAAAAGCAUUAUAGGUAGAAUUUAGAGAUCCAUUGUGAUCUCUCAAGGGUUAUUUUCGAUUAAAAUUGUCCGAGUGAGCUCAGCGAGGAAAUUAAGUAAACCAUUUGUUUCCCAAAUUUAUAUAAUUCUUACCAUUUCUAACCUUCAGUCUUUUCACUGAUACAUUAACAAUAGCAGUUUUUAUUCGGCCGGCGUUUUUUCUUUGGCCGUAUCCUUUAGAUACAAAACAUUCAUUCUCCCCAACAAUUCUGAUUACUUUCCUCAAUUUUUCACCCAUCUAUUAUCAUCUUUUACAUUAUACAAGUUUUUCAAAUUUGAUAUUUAUUAUUAUUAUCUAUGGAAAAAAAAAUUACUAUUGAUCAUAGAUAAUAGACAUAAUAUUACUAUAUUUUAGAAAUCGUUUACAUUUUUUUGGAAUUUUUACUCUUCAAAUUUUUGUCCUGUGUCAGAUCUUUUAUGUGACAAAAAAAUUUCAAUGAGACUUGAAAGUAAGUUCUACAAAAUCUUGAAAAGACUGACUAUGUUGUACCUCUUAGAGAGAUGGGCGAUUGGCAGACAAAUAAAACAGAGAUUGAGUUUAGCAACCUAGUUUUAGAAAUAUUUUUAUCUCAGAUAUAUUAUGUGAAUAAAACACCUAGGUUACUAAUUAUACUUUUCCUGUAAACUACAAAUUAUAUAAUUUUGUGUUAAUACGCUGACUGUUAUUUUAUUUAGAUUGAAUGUAAAGAUAAUCGAUGGAAAAAGUAUUGCUCGUACUAUAUUAAGUGAACUACAUCUUGAGACCCAAGAAUGGGUUUUGAAAGGGCAUCGUGCUCCCCGUUUAGUAGCAGUGUUAGUUGGACAAGACCCGGCUAGUAAAAUCUAUGUGAAAAACAAAAUGAAAGCUGCAAAAGUUGUUGGUUGUUACACUAUUUCACAGUAGAUAAAAUACAAAUCUCAUACAUUAUUGUUUUUGUAUAUGUGUAUAUUUAAUUUAGGUAUUGAGACAGAAACAAUACAUUUUGAUGCAUCAACGAGUGAAAAUGAACUUCUUGCUUGUAUCAAACGUUUAAAUCAUGAUGAAAAUGUUGAUGGAAUUCUAGUUCAAGUACGUUUUUUUAUGACAUUUGGCUGAUAGCUAUUACCAGUGUGAAACCUGCACCAAUGGUUUCUAGUUUUUUCUACAUAGAGUGUAAUGAAUGCUUAAAAUAAUUCAGCUCAAUACCUGUAGUUCAAGUUAAAAUAUUUAUACUAGCUAUUAAUAUUAUAAAUUAAUAGACUAAAAAUUAAAAAAUAUAAACAAAACUAAUUAUAUUAACUAUUAUAUUGUAAAAGUGUGUAAUUGCGGUUAAGAGGCCUCUACACUUAUAAACACACUUUAUAAAGAAGAGUAUUUACUAUGCCUUGACUGAAUAAUUUUUUUAAAUAUUUUAUUUGAUAAUAAUUUAUUAAUGGUUAAAUUAAGAAAAAUUUAAUUUAAUUAAAAUACACAUUUUUGCAUGAUAAAAAUAAAAAUAUUGAAAAAAAAUUAUUCGGCCAAGGUAUAGCAAAUUAUUUUUUAUUCCUUUUAUAGUAAGUCUUUUUGUCCUAAACUGAACCAAUGAAUGAACGUGAUGUGUAUUUUCUGUUAUAUUACAUGUCAAAACAUACAGAGAAAACAAAUAGAGCCACCAUAUUAGAAUAGUGAUAUAUUGAAUGUUCCACAGUAUUUUCUGAAUAUUAAUAACUCCAUUAAUAUAAUAUAUUUUUCAAUCGGAUUUUCUGUUAGGGAAACAUAUAUUUAGAGAAAAAUUAAUUUUACUUUAACUCCUUAAUCACCAUAAAAUAAAAUUGUAUUUUUUAACUUUUUGAAAUGUUCAAAAUAGCCGAUUUGUAGUAGAUGAUACUCAACGUUUAAAUGUAUCAUAUAUACAUGACCAAAAAGUAAUAGUCUCAGUAAUAGCUUUUUUAUAAUUUAAAUUAUAAAUUUAUUCAAUUCACAGUAAAAUUAUAAACCAUGGUUUUAAUAUAGUGAUUGUUCCUUGUUGUGUAACGUAAUAGUAAUCUAUUUAAUAUAAUUUUUGUUACAUGAAAAUUUGAUAUAUCUUCUAGACAAAAAAAAAUGGUUAUUAACAGAGUAAUUAACAUUUAAACAUUCAUAAAAUACUGUGGGGCACUCUGUAAAGUAAUAUGUAAUUAAGUAAUUUAUACAUUUUCAAAAUUUAUGUAAUUUAGUUACCUCUUCCUAAACACAUUACUGAACGAACAAUGUGUAAUGCUGUUGCACCACACAAAGAUGUCGAUGGUUUCAACAUUGUUAAUAUUGGACGAUUUUGUUUAGACAUGCAAUGUUUAGGCCCAUGCACACCAUUGGGAGUUCAUGAGUUAAUUAGAAGGACAGGUAAAAUUUAAUAAUACAUUUCAAAAGUUUUAAAUUUGAUUGAUAUUAAACAAUUUGUUUUCAAGGAAUUCCUACUUUUGGUAAAAAUGCUGUUGUUUGUGGUAGAUCAAAAAAUGUUGGCAUGCCUAUUGCUAUGUUGCUUCACGCAGAUAAUGCAGGUAUAAUACAAAUUAUAACUUUUGUAAUUUUAUUAUUAAUGAGAAACUCAUUUCUAUAAUCAUAUUAAUAUGAUAGUCAAAUAUAAAUGUGUUUAAUGAAUAAAUAUAAAAAAAAAUAAAAUAUUUAAAAUGUACAAUAAUUAUUUAGGAAGUGCCACUAAUGGAUGGCAUCUUCCACCUUGAUAUUUCAAUGUUUUUAUUUUCUUACAGCACAUACUCAUUAAAUUUGAUAGGAUCCUUUUUCGGUGACUGUCAUACUAUAUGACACUAUAACUGUGAACUGAACCAACAUCGAUAUCAGUAUUUUCUUUGUAUUGAUAAAACAUUAUGUGAGUGUUAGUAAAGUAACCAUAAUAACCAUAAUCUAAAUUCUAAACUAUAAUAAAAGUAUACAAAUACAAAAUGGUAUCCAAUAUUUUUCAACACCCAUUAGACACUGCUACUGCCGAUUCAAAUUUAAUUACAAUACAUUUAAAUGGACUUAUUUUGUACUUAUUAGGAUAAAUAAAUUUAAAGCAAGCUGUAGAAUAUCAGCAAAUCUGCACCUAUACGUGUUGUAAUUAAUUAAUAAUAUGUUAUAUUAAGGUGAAACAUCAGCAAUGGAUGCAACUACAACAAUAUGUCAUCGAUAUACACCACCAGAUCAACUUGCUAUAUUCACAAAAACUGCUGAUAUUAUUGUGUCUGCAGCAGGUACUAAAUGAAUAUUUAUAAUUAUUACAGAUAUUGUUAUAUUCCAAAAUAAACUACUAUAUUGUGUGUUUAUUAGGGGUUCCAAAUUUAAUUCGGGCAGAUAUGAUUAAACCAGGAGCUGCCAUCAUUGACGUAGGAAUAACCAGAGUAGUUGACCACCAAACAUCUAAAUCAUGUCUCGUUGGAGAUGUUGAUUUCAAGAGUGUAAGCGAAGUCGCGGGAUACAUAACACCUGUACCGGGAGGAGUUGGUCCAAUGACAGUUGCUAUGUUAAUGAAAAAUACUAUCAUUGCAGCUAAGAAAUCUGUGAUUUACAACAUACUUGACCCUGGUGCUGUUAUAUAUAAACAAGCAUCACAAAUAAAGCCAUAAAAAUGAAAGGCAAACUAAAAAACACCUACCUCAAAUAGUAUCACAUUUUGUGUAAACAUAUUAGUAUACAAAAACAAUUAAUAUAUUACAUGAAUACAUAAUAUUGACAAGAUGAUUGUGUUGUUAGUACAGUUUUGAACCAUAAUUAUAGAAAAAAUUUACCUGCAAAUUGUUAUCAUAGACAUGUAGUUAUAAUUUAAAAUUAUUGACAAAAAACAAAAUAAUAAUUAAUAAUAUAAACCAAUAUAAUGUAUGUAUAAUAAAUUCUCCACUGAAUUCUAAAAUAACACAACUAAUAUUAUUUACCAUAAUUAGGUAACUAUAGUUAAACAAUUUUAUUUUAUUUGGAAGAAAGUUAGAUUAAUGUAUAGUUAUCUGACUUAAGUAAUUUAAAUAACAAAAUAAAUCAUUUAUCUAAGCUUUGUAUGAUAUACUGAUUUCUACCACAUACAGAGGUCUAAAGGCUCCCAUACACAUCAAACAAAUUUACGCAAC
Messenger RNA from Cinara cedri, 8399 nucleotides. NCBI's taxonomy places the organism in Eukaryota, Metazoa, Arthropoda, Insecta, Hemiptera, Aphididae. The record is from the annotation of a GenBank genome assembly.